AUGACAAGGGCCGAUGACGGAAGCUCAAGACGGAGCCAUAUGAUGCGGAAGUCUCACGUACGGUUCCCUGAGAAGGGAGUGGCUACCUACUGGAGCUUCGACCAACCACCACCGAUCAAGGCAGCAUAUCCGUUUUUCCUUUAUACUUUACUUGGAUCUAUUUUUAUGCUAUUAGCUAUUCUGUUGAUUAUUUUCCAAACAGGGACCGCCGAUUUACAAAUAUCAUUAACCACAGAAUUUAGUGAGCGGCGCCAAAUAUUUCUAUGGAUUGCUUCUUUCGCCGCUUUCUCCGUCAAAAUGCCUAUGGUACCAGUUCAUAUUUGGUUACCCGAAUCUCGUGUAGAGGCACCUACGGCAGGAUCCGUCAUCUUGGCAGGAAUUCCUUCAAAAUUGGGAGCCCACGGGUUUUUAAGAUUUUCAAUACCCAUGUUUCCCGAAGCAACACUUUGUUCCACUCCUUUAAUUUAUACUCCAAGCGCGAUUGCUAUAAUAUAUACUUCCUUGACCACUUCAAGACAGAUCAAUCUUAAGAAGAUCAUUGCUUACUCCUCAUUAGCCUAUAUGAAUCUGGUGACUAUUGGUAUGCUUAGUCGGGCGGUGGCCGUUAGGUCACCUAUUUUUAGUUAUGGACACAAAAGACAAGGCCAAAACAUGUGUGUCGGGUGUGCAACCCAUCAACCUACUAGCAAUGGGGGAGAAAACAUAGCAUGUCGCAACAAAAUCUUGAUUCAAGGCGUCAGAAAAACAUUGUCGUCUGUUCCAAAAACAAAAGCCCCUUAG
Molecule: messenger RNA, 780 nt
Organism: Vicia faba (fava bean)
Lineage: Eukaryota; Viridiplantae; Streptophyta; Magnoliopsida; Fabales; Fabaceae
Source: the annotation of a GenBank genome assembly